UGUUAUUUAAGAAGACACAAUCCGAGGAGAAGUCUUCCAGGCCUAGGCUGAAACCGGGAUGGUCAGCCGGACAGAGCAAGGACAGAGCUUUAAGCGAUCAACGGAGUGACGCACCUUGCUGGACCUGUACUACCAUCGCAUAGGAAACGGUCAAACUCUACUCAUCUGAACUAGCCACUUGGACAAGCCGCUCGAUAUGAUGGUCCACUCUCUUCAAAAGGACACCGACAAGGCCGAGGUCGAGAUGAGAGAGUACGCCCAUACGGCCGACCAGGACAAGGCGGAUUUUGCCCUGGAAGGUCGACGGGAAGAUGACGAGAACUCUCCCGAGGCCAUUCUCGAACGAUACCCCUUGCUGAGGGACAUGACCCCGGCAGAGCUGGACAAGCUCAAUCGAAGGGUCCGUCGUCGGAUCGACAUCUGGAUGUUACCCAUGAUCACUUUCAUGUUGUUCAUCAACUACCUCGAUCGCUCAAACGUCACGAACGCCCGCAUCGCUGGCAUGCAAAAGGACCUUCACAUGACCGAUGUCCAGUGGUCUGCCGGCAUCUCUCUGUUCUAUGUCGGCUACAUGUUGACCCAACUUCCAGGCUCUUUGUUGUUAUCGAAGUACAAACCGAGAAUCAUCCUACCCCUUACCAUGAUCGCUUGGAGUAUUCCAACGAUUUGCUUGCCCCUUGCUACAAAUGCCGCUGGGUUCAUGGUCUGCAGAUUUCUCGUUGGAUUCGCCGAGGGACCUUUCUAUCCUGGCAUUGCGCUGUUAACCUCAUCGUGGUAUGUCAAGGAAGAACUCCCUUUCAGGAUGGCCAUCUGGCAAGGCGCUAUCACCUUGUCCGCCGUUUUUGGAGGACCCUUCGCCGCAUCUAUCUUGGAGACGAUGGGCGGAAUUGCGAAUCUGCCCUCCUGGAAAUGGUUCCUGCUCAUCGAAGGCGCGAUUUCGAUCUUUGUUGGAGUCGCCUCGUAUUGGUUCUUGCCAAACUGGACUAACAACACACCCUGGUUGACCCUGGAAGAGACUGAAAUGGCGCAGUAUCGAAUCGUCAAAUCUGCCGGAGGUAUAGACGAGAUGCAGGGCGACUACACGCUAUUCCAGGGCGCCAAACUGGCUGCGAAAGAUCCCUUUACCUGGUUAUUUGCUGCCCUGCACUUUUUCCUCAUUGUCGGCCAAGCCUACAAGGAGUUCCUUCCUAGUAUUCUUCAUACGUUUGGCGAGUCCAAACUAACGACCUAUCUGCUGCAAUCGCCUUGCUACUUCCUUGGGUACCUCGCCACCCUAGGCGUUGGAUGGUCUUCCGGGCGAUUCAAGGAAUUUACCUAUCACACUGCCGUCCCCUUGGUACUGAGUAUCGUCGGAGUCGCCAUGAUGAUUUCGACCGAGAACAUCGGGGUCAGAUACACCGGCAUAUGUUUCCUGAUCAUGGGCACCGCUUCGGGUCUCAACAUGCAGGUUAGCUGGGAAACGACCGUCAUACCGUCUCCGCGACACAAGAAAGCUGCCGUGAUCGCUAUCGCAAAUAUUUGCAAGUCUAUUCCGGUCGCCUUUCAGAUCGUCGAUCGUACUGACCAUCCAAGCAUGUACACAGUCUCUUCCACGUCCCACUGGUUCAGUCCGUACUUUUUCCUCCGGAAUCAGGAGCCACUCUAUCGAUUGGCGGGCGGGUUGCUCUUGGUCGGAUGUGGCGCUUCAAUCCUAUCGGUACUGGCUGUGCGGUGGAGGGUCAACCGGCUGAACAAAGUGCUCGACUCCCAAAACGAUGUCGAAAAUGAGCAAAGAAGGGAACGAGGUCAAGCCGACAAAUCGCAGGCUUGGCGUUUCCCCAUCUAA
Molecule: messenger RNA, 1825 nt
Organism: Filobasidium floriforme
Lineage: Eukaryota; Fungi; Basidiomycota; Tremellomycetes; Filobasidiales; Filobasidiaceae
Product: vitamin H transporter
Exons: 21
Coding region: 197-1825 (542 amino acids)
Biological process (GO): transmembrane transport
Cellular component (GO): membrane
Molecular function (GO): transmembrane transporter activity
Source: RefSeq, a predicted model, not a curated record